AUGGCUCGACAUGGAAGUGCAGAAAGCCCUGAUGUGCAGGAUUUGGUUCCUAAUGACUCAAGUGGGGCGGAACUCAUGCAGCCUGUAUUAAAGCUUGAAAAGGAGAAAGCAGAUGGGUUGCGUUCAGAAUCUCUAACUUCUACGGCUCAGAGAGAUUUAAACGAGGAAAUGAAGAACAUCACAAUUUCAGGCUCGGAUGAGCGUGAAGUCAUGGUCGCUGAACCUCUAACUGGCGAUGCCAAAGAUCUCGCCACUUCAAAAACCUCAGUUCCGCAAAGCGUGAAGGAAGGCCCCAAGACAUUGUCAUCAACUAAGGAAGACGAUAUUUUGGAUUUUAGAAAUCCUGAUGACGCACCCCACCUGUUUUUCAAUCCAGAAAGUCAAACUAGGGAGGAGUUAAAGCUUGAUCAAAGGAAUUCAACAAGCUUGGGCCCAUCUGAUAAGGAAAUUGUUAUUUCAGUGCAACAUCAUUCCCAUGAUGGUCUGGAAGGAAACGAAGGAAACCCUAUCAAAAAAAAUUUUUUAUCUGAUGAACGUUUAGAUCCAUCUGGGGAUUAUGAAUGGCAGUUAAACAAUCUUAGUUAUGCUGUGUAUUGUCAUGAGCUGACAUCGAACCCUCAUUUCAUUCCGAUGGGUCAUGCAAUCUCAUACUCAGACUUCAUCCGUGGCCAAAAUGCUUGAACUUAUGCCAGUAGUUAUAAAAUUGAUGGGGCACGCAAAUCCAGGGGAACUGGCGUAUUUUUUCCCAACGUGAAUUAUGAUGCUUUCGAAUGAUGUCAUUCUCCAAGAAGAGAGAAGAAUGUAGCGUUUGAAAUUGUUUACCCGGCGGCGACAAACAAAUUUCAAGCAGACAAAUCACAAGUCACAAAUUUAGCUGAGGAAGAAAAUCACGAGCCGAUUGUGUUUGGGGGAGGUGGUUCGUGAAGCUUCCAACUCAGUCGGAUGCACCCAAGUCAUCAUCACAACAUGCUUCUAAGGCACCACCUAAUACCAGUGGAAUCAAACCACUCAAUUAUGAUAUAGUUCAAUUUGGUACUCUUCAUCCUGUUUUAUUAGAAUCUCCUACAAAAGAGCGUUGAAAAAAGUUAAAUAUUCCCCUUUCCCAGACUCAAGAGUUCUGGAACUAAAAGCCCGGCAUCAAGUUCUGCGAGACCAGCAACCAAUUCUAAUACGGAGAGGUAAAAAAUCAUUACGGUUCUCAUAUCUCAUCAGGAUCUAAUUGUGUUUAUCUUUGACUGUGCCAAAAUUCCUGUUAAGAAAUAUA
Phalaenopsis equestris is the source of this 1264-nucleotide messenger RNA. RefSeq lists its product as uncharacterized. NCBI's taxonomy places the organism in Eukaryota, Viridiplantae, Streptophyta, Magnoliopsida, Asparagales, Orchidaceae. Bases 1 to 681 code for a protein of 226 amino acids. The transcript has 2 exons. The record is from RefSeq and is a predicted model, not a curated record.